AUGCGAUCAGCUAUUGUUUCUCGGGGUAGAACCCCCAGCUCCCUCUGUGGGGCUCAUCUUCGUUAUUCGGCUCUCCCGAGGCUGCCCGCUUCAGUUCGUUGUUUCGCAAUCGAUUCUCGCUCGACUCUAGACUCUCCUUUGAUCCGAUCUGCGAAUGUCAGUCCUUCCAAAUCAUCAUUAUUAUACAAUGUGCCCUCUCAACUAUCCUCUGCCUCGUUCUCCACCUCACCCUCAUUGUCCGACACGGAUUGGGACCAUAACCCGAAUCUUCAAAUCUCCAACUUCUCCGAGCUUCCGUCCAAGGACUUCGGGGUCAAUCAGCACAUGAUCAUCAACCAGGAAUUCAAGGAAGCAUUGCGACAAAUUCUGUGGCAAUUCCGGGCACCUAUCCGGUAUGCAUUCGCCUACGGAUCGGGAGUCUUUGCACAGAAUGGCAGUGCAACUGCCUCCACCCCAACCCAUCCAUCGGCGCCGGCCGCCAUCAAAAAUAUGCAACAGGGGCCCGGGAAGAUGAUUGAUUUCAUUUUUGGAGUGUCAUAUUCCCAACACUGGCAUGCAUUAAACUUGAGUCAACAUCGCGAUCAUUACUCCGGGCUGGGCUCCCUUGGUUCAUAUGCGGUUUCCCAGGUUCAGGACCGAUUUGGAGCCGGUGUAUACUUCAACACCCACAUUACAGUAAGCGGAACGCUGAUCAAAUAUGGCGUUGUGAAUUUGGACACGUUGUGUAACGAUCUUACCCGAUGGGAUACCUUAUACCUUGCCGGGCGCUUGCAAAAGCCCGUUAAGAUCCUCCGUGAUCACCCCAAGGUCCGAUUGGCCAAUCAGAUGAAUCUUUUGUCCGCUCUGCGGGUGGCUUUGCUACUACUCCCGGAGCGAUUUAGCGAGUUUGAACUCUACAGCACCAUCGCUGGCAUCAGUUACAUGGGCGACCUGCGUAUGGUGUUACCGGCAGAGGACCCUGGCAAAGUACGCAAUAUUGUUUCCGGGCAGAUGGCGCACUUCCGACGUCUAUAUGCCCCUCUCAUCAAUAAUCUACCCAAUGUAUCUUUCCAAGAUCCGCGCUGUAGCCAAAAUGACUGGAUCGAUGACCCAGAUGUUAUCCUGGGGAUGGUGCAAGAUAUGGACCCGGUCCGCCGCGGAAACAUGGUCCGCCGUCUUCCUGACUCGUUCCGGGAGAAGCUCUACUUUCAAUAUCAAAGCCGCUAUGCAAUCCCCCGGGCCGAGUUCGACAAGAUGAUGGCGGAAAACAACAACACACAAGAUAUCGUUCGCCGGCCCCAGGGAGGUCCCUUUGAGCGCCGUAUUGCCAGUGAUGAGAAGCUGCAAGAGGAGGUGUCCGCGUCGAUCAUGAAGACGAUCCGAUGGCCUAGCACAAUCCAGACUAUUAAGGGGCCCUUGACUGCGGGUCUUUGCAAAAGCUGGAACUAUAUCAAGGAGAAGCGGGAAAAGCACAGGAAGUCCCAGGCAGUUGCCAAGGCGGCGGCUACCAAUGCCGACACAAAGAAGGAGUAA
Messenger RNA from Penicillium longicatenatum, 1512 nucleotides. RefSeq names its product phosphatidate cytidylyltransferase. The transcript is spliced from 2 exons. Gene Ontology annotation, molecular function: phosphatidate cytidylyltransferase activity. Gene Ontology annotation, cellular component: mitochondrion. Gene Ontology annotation, biological process: CDP-diacylglycerol biosynthetic process; cardiolipin biosynthetic process. The record is from RefSeq and is a predicted model, not a curated record. NCBI's taxonomy places the organism in Eukaryota, Fungi, Ascomycota, Eurotiomycetes, Eurotiales, Aspergillaceae. The coding region runs from base 1 to 1512 and encodes 503 amino acids.